Molecule: messenger RNA, 1848 nt
Organism: Mytilus trossulus (common blue mussel)
Lineage: Eukaryota; Metazoa; Mollusca; Bivalvia; Mytilida; Mytilidae
Exons: 2
Coding region: 191-1666 (491 amino acids)
Biological process (GO): protein polyubiquitination; proteasome-mediated ubiquitin-dependent protein catabolic process
Molecular function (GO): protein binding; ubiquitin protein ligase activity
Source: RefSeq, a predicted model, not a curated record
UUUAUAGACCAGUAAGUUAUAUUUACUUGUUUGGACAUUGUUAUUCUGUUGCUAGGUUGAUUACAACAAUUUGUGGUGUUGAUAACUUAAAAAAUACAAGGAUAAACGCUUGAACAAAAGAAGUGGAUAUCAACCUCAUAUAUAGUAUAAACGUUAAGGAGUUUUAUAUCAGGCGAUUGAACUGGAAAAAAUGUCGUCGAAAAAAACGAAGAUUGUUAAACCAGUUGGUUCAGAACUAGAUCUCUGUACACAACAUCGGGAGAAAUAUAUCAAAUACUGCUCACAACACGAAAGUCCAUGUUGUACUAAAUGUACCACAGAGAAACACGUGUCGUGUAAAGAAGUCAUAUCAUUGGAUGAUGCUAUUCAUGCUUUUAAAGGGUCCGUCACAUUCAAAAAGAUUGAGAAGAGUAUAGCUGCUACAGCUAAAAAUAUUAAACAAAUCCGGAAAGAAAAUGAAACAAGUGUCUCUGGUAUUUCCGAGGAGAAAGCGAGAAUUGAAAAUGAAAUUCAGCAGGCUAGAAAUAAAAUAAAUAAACAUUUGGAUAAAAUACAGGACAAAAUGUCUAAAGAAUUAGUCGAAGCGACGAAUAAAGCAAAGAAAAAGAGCAGCGAUUUAAACGAUUUCAUAAUUGAAAUGGAAAGGAGCAUUGUAGAACAACAAUUUAAAAUUGAUAAAGUUAAAAAGGAUGCUAUAGAUCUUCAAAGUUUCUUAUCUAUGAAGGCAACGGAAACGGAACUUAAUAAAAUGGAUAAAACAGUAAAUUCUAUCAUUAACGAUGGUGAAGAUGGAUUAAUAAGUAUCAAUUUCAAUCUCGAUCCCGCCAUGGAGAAUUUGGCGCUAAACGCAAACAGAUUCGGUCACGUGACAAUGGAGGUUAAACCUUUUCUCAGUAAAAGCAUAGAGGAAAUCAGUUUGGAUUUACUAAAACCAAUAAACACACAGGUCAAACAAACAGAAGGGUGUUGUUUACUAGACAACGGAACGUCGGUAUUUUCAGACUUUUUGAAGGAUCGCGUAACGGUCCUCAGUGAGAAUGGAGAAGUCGAUGUUCAAAUCCCGAUCAAAUCCUCACUUCAUGGUCUCGCAGUUAUCGAUAGUCAAACAAUAGCUGUUUCCCCCGGAGGCUCAGCACCACAUGCUAUAAAUAUCGUCGACAUUAAAGACAAAUCAAUCAAGAAGACUAUUCCAGUUAAUUCCGAAGUUGAUGGUAUGGUAUACAUAAAGGAUAAUCUAAUCUUCUGCGCACGGGGAGACGGUAUACGGAAAACAAAUCUUACAAACGGUGUCACGGCCACAAUUCUACAAUGUAACCUAGGCCAGUUUGCCAACAUUGCCAACUUUAAAGACAAACUUUAUGUCACGGACAGAGACGAGCACACAGUGACAUGUUGUGAUAUAAAAGGUUCUGUUCUUUGGACAUUCCAGGACACCAAAGUCCUUCAGAGGCCAUGGGGUAUUACAGUAGACAAGGAUGGGAACAUUUAUGUCGUUGAUUGGAAAGAUAAAUUGAUGGUUUUAUCUGCUGAUGGCAAAAGGUACAAACAAUUACUUUCUGCCAAAGAUGGUCUGAAAAGUCCGACUACUUUGUUUUACAAUAAACGUGGAAAUCAGCUGCUGAUAGCAAACGAGAAGAACACUGCUCUCUUGUACAAAUUAGUGUAAAUCAAGGGCAUGCUUGACAGUUAUGUAAGAAAGCACUUCUAAUCAGUGAUUUGUAUAUUGAAUAAAGUCAAAAAAAAAAGAAUGUUUACACAAUGACAACAAUAUUAGGGAAUAUUUCGUUGGAUAAAUUGAAUUAUUAUAUUAAAAAAAGGUUUAUGUAUAAGAAAAAAAAAGUGUUACCG